AUGAUCUCUCGAGUCGGCAUCACAGAUAGCUUGACGUUGGAAAAGCGCAAAGAAGGCGAUCGCUUCCAGGUUGUGGAACCCGCCGCUACGAGCGUCUACCAGGGACUGCCGGUAUCCAAAACGAUCCAGCCAGCAGUCAUCGGAGGCACGUGGUUCCCCAAGGCUCCAGACGCCGCCAUCGCUUCCAAGACCGUGUUCUUGUACUUUCACGGAGGGGCAUUCAUCCAGGGCGACGGGCGGGAUGCCCAGUGCGCCACCAUCGCCAAGAUGCUACUCACAAAAGGACGCGCCGACUCUGUCUUUUCUGUACAAUAUCGCCUUUCUGGGUACGGUGGUCUGAAUCCAUACCCAGCAGCGUUACAGGAUGCAUUAUCCAGCUACCUCUUCCUUCUGAAUGUCGUCCACGUACCUGCCAAGCAAAUCGUCGUGGCCGGUGACAGCGCCGGAGGCAACCUCGUCACGGCCCUUUUGCGAUACCUGGCGGAGCACGGGGCGGCCACUGGCAUCCCGGAGCCAAAGUGUGCAGUUCUCAUAUCACCCUGGGUGGCGCCGUUUGACUACGAAAUGGCAGGCAAUCCUCACCUUGGCACCGACUUCGUCCCUUCUUCUUACGGGGCCUGGGGCGCGCACAGCUACGGUGGAGGCCGGCCCGGGGCUGCCGCCGAUCCCUACAUCACGCCCCUGGGCAACCCUUUCGCCACGAGCGUCCCAAUUUUCUCCAGUGCGGGCUCGGCGGAGAUUUUCUAUGAGCGCAUCGUACGCUGGGUGGACGAAAUGGGUGCCAUCGACGGGAACAAGGUACAGAUCUACCACGAGAAAGACGCGGUGCACGAUACAUUCUUUUCGGCGGAGAUGCUUGGCUUUGAAAACAGUGCCUGGGAGGUUGCCGCUCAGAUUGGUGAGUUUGUGGGAAGGUACUGA
Pestalotiopsis fici W106-1 is the source of this 921-nucleotide messenger RNA. RefSeq lists its product as uncharacterized. Lineage: Eukaryota; Fungi; Ascomycota; Sordariomycetes; Amphisphaeriales; Sporocadaceae. The coding region runs from base 1 to 921 and encodes 306 amino acids. The record is from RefSeq and is a predicted model, not a curated record. The transcript has a single exon. Gene Ontology annotation, molecular function: hydrolase activity.